Messenger RNA from Lotus japonicus, 1289 nucleotides. RefSeq lists its product as uncharacterized. The transcript is spliced from 2 exons. Gene Ontology annotation, molecular function: zinc ion binding; nucleic acid binding. The record is from RefSeq and is a predicted model, not a curated record. The coding region runs from base 108 to 737 and encodes 209 amino acids. NCBI's taxonomy places the organism in Eukaryota, Viridiplantae, Streptophyta, Magnoliopsida, Fabales, Fabaceae.
GUGCUUUGGGAAAGUUUCAGAGGAACAAUCCGCCAACCUUUGAAGGAGCAUACGACCCUGACAAAGCACAGGCAUGGCUGAAAGCAAUUGAGAAGAUCUUUCGAGUCAUGAAUUGUACUGACGCGCAGAAGGUGCAGUUUGGCACCCAUAUGCUUGAGAAAGAAGCUGAAGAUUGGUGGGACAACACUGUUCAGAGGUUUGAAGGUGAUGGGAUGGAGAUUACUUGGGAUCUUUUCAAGGGUGCAUUUCUGGAGAAGUACUAUCCAGAAGAUGUGCGUGGAAAGAAGGAAAUUGAGUUUCUUGAACUCAAGCAGGGUAAUGGAACCGUGGCGGAGUAUGCUACAAAGUUUGAGGAAUUGAUUAAGUUUUGUCCCCACUACAAUACUGCCGAAGCUGAGAGAUCUAAGUGUAACAAGUUUGUGAAUGGUUUGAGACCUGAGAUCAAGAAGGUUGUGGGAUAUCAACAGAUUAUCCGAUUUUCUGACCUGGUUAACAGGAGUAGGAUAUAUGAUGAGGAUAGCAGGGAAAGUGCUGCUCACUACAAGUCUUUGAAAGAGAAGAAAGAAAAGGGGCAAUUCAGAGGGAAACCGUAUGGGAAUCCUGUUGAUAACGGUAAACAAGAAGCUGGUAAUGACAAGAAGCCGAGUGGGGGAGGAGCUCCUAAUCCGGUUAGGUGCUACAAGUGUGGUGUUGAAGGACAUCGUUCUCCUGAAUGUCCCAAUUCAGAAGCAACAUGAUUUAAGUGUGGCAAGCUGGGCCACAAAUCCUUUGAGUGCCUAGAAGGUAAAACUGUGGCAUGCUACAGAUGUGGAGAGCAAGGUCACAUCAGUACUAAUUGUGACAAACCCAAGAAGGAUCCUGCAAGGGGGAAGGUGUUUGCUUUAUCUGGUGCUGAGACUACUGCUGAGGAUAGACUAAUUCGAAGUAAUUAGGAGGAGUAGUCUAUAGCCUUUAUUUCGAGUUGGAGUCCUUGCUCUGAUACGUAGCACUCGGGGGGGAAAUGGACGCUUGUUUUCCUUCUGUUAUAAUUUGAAUUAAGUUGUUAUUUGAGAAGUUGUUUCUGUUUUAAGUUGUGGGCAAGAUACUAUGUUUUCUUUAAGUUUUAAAGACACUGGAUUCGCUGCAUAACUAUUUGUCAAAGUGAACUAGUUCAAAGACUAAUUAACUGUCACAAGAGCAUUUAAGUUUAUUUAUGAGUUCAUCUCAAAGUUUAUGUGCUAUGUAUCUGUUACAGGAGCAUUAUGAUAAUGUUUUAAGUGAUUAUGUAAUGCCCCAUGAGUGUUAGAAUU